AUGGUGACAUACACGGUGACAGUAACUACUGGAGGUAAGGUGUGGCAUGGCACAUUUGACCACAUCUUCAUCACCCUCUAUGGGACAGAGGGAAAGAGUGAACGCAAGAAACUCAAUAAAGCACCGGAGAUGAGCAGUGGUGUGGAAAAGGAGUACUCAGUAGAGUGCCCUGCCAAUCUGGGUAAUGUGCACCUGAUUAGCUUGGACAAGGAGCAGUAUCUCUUUUUGCCAGAUCAAGACUGGUGGAAAGAGCUGAUAGAGGGUCUCCCCCACUGCUUGGCAUUAGAGGACCCAAAGGCGCUCCCUGCUGAAUUUCAUUACUCCCUUGACAAGCGCUUGGACUUGCGGUUCACCACCACGAUUACGAUGGCUGAACUCAAGAUUAAAUUCCUGGCCACCAGCAAGAAGCCAUGGGGCAAGCUGGAUGAUAUAAAACAGGUCUUCUGGUGCUACAAGACCCAACUAUUUGACUAUGUGACCCUGCACUGGAAAGACGAUGAAUUCUUCGGGUACCAGCUUCUCAAUGGGGCCAAUCCCAUGAUGAUCCAACGCUGCCAGAUGUCGUCUCUACAAAAGUUUGCAGGCACUGCGGACAUGGUGAAACCUUUUUUGGAAGGAAGUACACUGCUAGAGGAAAUACAGAAUGGCAAUAUCUUCCUGUGUGACUAUUCCCGACUGGCUGAGGUGCACCCGAAUGUCAUCAACAUGCGAAUUCAGUACAUCCCAGCACCCUUCUGCCUGCUGUUCAAAAACAAGGCGCACAAAUUGUUACCUAUCGCUAUCCAGCUCCAGCAGGAGCCUGGUGAAAAAAUCCCGGUGUUCUUGCCCAGUGAUGAAGAGGAGGCCUGGCUCCUGGCCAAGACACAUGUGCGGGCUGCUGACUUCAUUGAGCACCAGUUCAACUUCCAUUUGCUGCGCACACACCUUCUGGCAGAAGCCUACAUCAUCGCAACACUCCGUAAUCUGUCCUCAGCUCACCCCAUUUACAAGCUGCUGAUUCCACACAUGCGUUUCACACUCUAUGCCAACACUCUUGGCCGAGAGAAGCUAAUCUCUGAGAAGGGAGCCAUCAGUAUGUACACAUCCACAGGUAGCACUGGCAUGGUGGAGGUGAUGAAGAAAGCCAUGGAUGACCUGAAGUACAGCUCUCUCUGUCUGCCAGAGGACAUCCGUGAACGUGGCAUGGACGAAGUGCCCAAGUUCUACUACCGAGACGACGGUCUGCUGGUGUGGGGUGCCCUCAGCAAGUACGUGAAGGGUGUUAUAGCUGUGUUCUACUCUGAUAUGGAGGUUCCAGUAGAUCAAGAACUGCAGGACUGGAUCUCAGACAUCUACAAACAUGGCUUCCUGGAGAAGGCCAGCACUGGUGAGAUUAACAGAGAGACAGAGAAAGAAAUGAGAGGGAGAGAGAAAUGA
Sardina pilchardus (European sardine) is the source of this 1416-nucleotide messenger RNA. Its product is annotated as arachidonate 12-lipoxygenase, 12R-type-like. The transcript is spliced from 10 exons. Gene Ontology annotation, molecular function: oxidoreductase activity, acting on single donors with incorporation of molecular oxygen, incorporation of two atoms of oxygen; metal ion binding; protein binding. Gene Ontology annotation, biological process: linoleic acid metabolic process; arachidonate metabolic process; lipoxygenase pathway. The record is from RefSeq and is a predicted model, not a curated record. NCBI's taxonomy places the organism in Eukaryota, Metazoa, Chordata, Actinopteri, Clupeiformes, Clupeidae. The coding region runs from base 1 to 1416 and encodes 471 amino acids.